Molecule: messenger RNA, 1164 nt
Organism: Panonychus citri (citrus red mite)
Lineage: Eukaryota; Metazoa; Arthropoda; Arachnida; Trombidiformes; Tetranychidae
Product: cytosolic Fe-S cluster assembly factor nubp1-like
Exons: 1
Coding region: 127-1065 (312 amino acids)
Biological process (GO): iron-sulfur cluster assembly
Cellular component (GO): cytosol
Molecular function (GO): ATP binding; ATP-dependent FeS chaperone activity; 4 iron, 4 sulfur cluster binding
Source: RefSeq, a predicted model, not a curated record
GCCUCAUCAGCUGAUUGUUCAUUUUGAAAAGGAAAAUAUUUCAGAAUCAAUCAUUUGUUUAUUUGUUUUCGUUUUAUUUUCUUGCUAAAAGGUAAUUGAUUUUGUACUUCGAACCGUUUUUUAAUCAUGUCCAGUGAUCAUCCAUCUGAUUGUGUUGGAAUUGAUAGCGAUCAGGCCGGUAAAGCUCCAGGAUGUGCUGGUUGUCCCAAUGCUGAGAUUUGUUCAUCGACUAAACCUCAAGUUGAUGAAUCGGCUCAAUUGCUUCAAAUCGAGAGGAGAUUAAGAUCAAUCAAUCAUAUUAUCUUGAUUAUCUCGGGUAAAGGUGGUGUUGGUAAAAGUACAUUCUCAUCAAUUUUAUCGCGUUUUCUGGCCUCCAAUGAAACGAUUAACGUUGGAUUAUUGGAUAUUGACAUUUGUGGUCCAUCGAUACCUCGAGCUAUGGGUUUAGAGGGUGAACAGGUUCACAUGUCGGCCGAUGGUUGGUCACCUAUUUUCGUCCAAGAUAAUUUGGCCGUUAUGUCUUCCGGGUUUCUUCUUGGUUCUCUUGAAGAUGCUGUCAUUUGGCGAGGACCCAAAAAGAAUGGACUAAUCAAACAGUUUCUCUCUGAUGUCGAUUGGCCUCCUCUUGAUUAUCUUAUUAUCGACACUCCACCGGGAACUUCGGACGAGCAUCUUUCAAUUGUUUCUUACCUUAAAAAGUGUUCCAACCUGAGAGGUGCUCUCAUUGUGACCACACCUCAAGAAGCGGCUCUUCUAGAUGUUCGUAAGCAGAUUGAUUUCACACGGAAAGUUGGCCUACCGAUCAUCGGACUCAUUGAGAAUAUGUCACAUUUUGUUUGCUCUUCAUGUUCAAAGGAAUCUUUUAUCUUCAAGCCAACAUCGGGUGGAGUUAAAUCAUUAACAGAAUCAACUAACAUUCAACUUCUCACUUCAAUUCCAAUUGAUCCGAUUAUUGGAAAAUCCAUUGACCUGGGAAUCGCUUGUUGGGAUGAGAAUAAUAAAUCACCCGCAGUCAAUGCCUAUCGAACUCUAAGCAGAAAAAUAAUCAACAUGUUCCCGGUUUAGAAAAUUGAUUUAGUUUCGUUUUCUUUUACUAUUACAAUAAGAGAGUGCAAAUAGUUACAAAUAAUGGUCAAUAAAUAUUCACAUUGGCUUUUUGAUUAA